UAGUCGGUUAAAAAUACAAAUAAACAAUUUAAUAGGUACUUCUAACACCAACUCCUAAUGAUAAUUUUAAUUAGUUACAUAAAUUAUAUAUGUAUAUUUCGUAUGAUGUAAUUUUAUUUGUUUAUAUCGCUAUACGUUUUUUGAUAACCAAUAGUUCUCAUUGCGGGGAUGCUGAGAUAUGAUUCGACCUCAUCUUGAACUUUGAUAAAUCUGUUUGUGGCAAAUAACAGUUUAUAUACUAUACGAUAAUAUUAAAGAUUCAAUAUAUUUUACUUGCGUCAGUCAGGCUAAUGACAUCAGAAGAAAAUAACAAAAUAACGGAGGAAGCGAAGCAGAAAAAAGAAAUUGAAAAGUCAAAAAAUCUAAGUCCCAGAAUGCCAAACAUAAAAGUAUUUACUGGAAGUUCACAUCCAGAUUUAGCGAAAAAAAUCGUCGCACGACUCGGAUUAAACUUGAGCAGAGCUACUACGAAAAAGUUCAGUAAUAAAGAAACGAACGUCGAAAUAGGGGAAUCCGUCAGAGGAGAAGAUGUUUACAUUGUGCAAAGUGGUUGUGGUGAAAUUAACGAUAACCUUAUGGAGCUUUUGAUCAUGAUAAAUGCUUGUAAAAUCGCAUCUGCAUCCCGAGUUACAGCGGUCAUCCCAUGUUUCCCUUACUCAAGACAAGACAAGAGAGAAAAAAGUCGAGCACCAAUAACGGCCAAGCUCCUUGCUAAUCUCAUUUCGGUCGCUGGAGCAGAUCGUGUAAUUACAAUAGACCUACACGCUUUUCAAAUUCAAGGUUUCUUUAAUAUUCCCGUAGACAACCUGUACGCCGAACCAGCAAUCACUAAAUGGAUCAAGGACAAUAUACCGGAAUGGAAAAGUAGUGUUAUGGUAUCGCCUGACGCUGGUGGUGUAAAACGGAUGACUGCCAUUGCGGACAGGCUCGAUAUUGACUUCGCUAUUAUACACAAAGAAAGGCAACGAUCCAAUGGAGAGGAUUCAACAGUUUUAGUCGGAGAUGUAAGAAACAGAACAGCUAUCAUGGUUGAUGACCUCGCUGACACUUGUGACACGAUUGUCAAAGGUGCAGAAAAGUUACGCGAAUCUGGUGCUAGUAAAAUUUACGCUAUACUAACCCACGGUGUUCUCGCUGGUAACGCAAUCGAUAAAAUCAACAAUUCGUGCUUGGAAGCUUUGGUUGUAACGAAUACAAUUCCCCAAGAGAAAAAUCUAAAAUUGUGCCCGAAAUUGCAGACGAUGGAUAUUUCAGUUAUGCUGGCGGAGGCUAUAAGAAGAACCCAUUAUGCAGAAUCGGUGUCUUAUCUUUUUACAAACGUACCUUAUUAAUUUUAAACGAAAAGUCCUCAUUGUAUACAACUGGAUUAUUGUUGUUGUAAAAUAAAAAUAAAGCUAAGAGUAAUUAUGUAGCUGCCGUUUAUUGAUCUUUUAAAAUAAAAUGCUAAAAUAUGAA
Messenger RNA from Melitaea cinxia (Glanville fritillary), 1455 nucleotides. RefSeq names its product ribose-phosphate pyrophosphokinase 2-like. The coding region runs from base 291 to 1331 and encodes 346 amino acids. Gene Ontology annotation, cellular component: cytoplasm; ribose phosphate diphosphokinase complex. Gene Ontology annotation, molecular function: ribose phosphate diphosphokinase activity; magnesium ion binding. The record is from RefSeq and is a predicted model, not a curated record. NCBI's taxonomy places the organism in Eukaryota, Metazoa, Arthropoda, Insecta, Lepidoptera, Nymphalidae. Gene Ontology annotation, biological process: 5-phosphoribose 1-diphosphate biosynthetic process; ribonucleoside monophosphate biosynthetic process; purine nucleotide biosynthetic process. The transcript has a single exon.